AUGAAGCGUUCGGCAAGUGGCGACGACAAUGCAACCACCCUAGGCCAUGACAGGGGCCAAGGACGUGUCAAUAACGACCAAACCAAGCGCCGCCGCUAUUCCAAUUCGACACCAGAGAAGCAGCAACGAGAUGGGACUGAUCACGGCAGUCUGCCACCAGCUACCGCAGAAGUUGCAGGUAGCCAAAGCCAAAUGAUGCAAAAGGAGACCGACCAACGUAAACUUGCCCAACGUCAAAAGCAAAUCGAUUUUGGCAAGAACACCAUAGGCUACGAUCGGUACCUCCAAGCUGUGCCCAAAGGUCGUCGUCAAUUUGGGAAGCACCCGUCCACGCCAGACAAGUACGCUGUCGCUAGCAAGCGCGCAUGGGAUGGUCGAAUCCAAGUAUGGCGAAGACAUUUACAUAUAUACGAUCCGGAGUCCACGACCCAGGCAACUGCAUUGCCCCUAAAAGCAUCCGUGCCUUCCCUUUCUACCCCCAUGUCAACUCCAACACGGUCCCUAUCGGAUCAAGCGCCUCUUCAGCCUUCCGAAGUUGGCCCCGGGCCACCUCGGGUGAGUCAGACGUCCCUAUUUGACGACUUCGACGACGAAAACAAGGUCGACAAAGCAGUAGGAGACCACGACGACGAAGACGAUUUGCUUUAGCUGCUCAAAGGCAACCUGUUCUCCAUAUAUGCAACUACUUUCAACGUUUUAUGGCUUGACAAGUAACGGAAGCCACUUACAAACAUGUACAAUUCGUGAUGG
Messenger RNA from Aphanomyces astaci, 750 nucleotides. RefSeq lists its product as hypothetical. NCBI's taxonomy places the organism in Eukaryota, Oomycota, Saprolegniomycetes, Saprolegniales, Verrucalvaceae. Bases 1 to 648 code for a protein of 215 amino acids. Gene Ontology annotation, molecular function: mRNA binding; histone pre-mRNA stem-loop binding. The record is from RefSeq and is a predicted model, not a curated record. The transcript is spliced from 2 exons. Gene Ontology annotation, cellular component: histone pre-mRNA 3'end processing complex; cytoplasm. Gene Ontology annotation, biological process: mRNA 3'-end processing by stem-loop binding and cleavage; mRNA transport.